This is a messenger RNA of Pyrgilauda ruficollis (rufous-necked snowfinch), 538 nucleotides long. It is a transcript of the gene FMC1, whose product is annotated as formation of mitochondrial complex V assembly factor 1 homolog. Bases 134 to 457 code for a protein of 107 amino acids. The transcript is spliced from 2 exons. Gene Ontology annotation, cellular component: mitochondrion. The record is from RefSeq and is a predicted model, not a curated record. NCBI's taxonomy places the organism in Eukaryota, Metazoa, Chordata, Aves, Passeriformes, Passeridae.
AUCGCAAUGGCGCGGGAGGGCGGCAGAGAGUAGGAGGAGGCGAUCGUUCGCUCGGCGCUCGACUGCCCGCACUGCCGGGGCGCGAGGGCGAGGCCCGGCGGCGGCGCUCGAUUGGCCGGCGCGCCCGCGGAAGAUGGCGGCCCUGGGAGCCCCGCUGCGCACCCUGCGCGCGCUGCUGCGCGAGCUGCGCCACGCCGCCGGCCGCUCCUAUCGCGACAGCCCCGCCUAUCGGCACGUGCUCGCCGCCUUCCGCGCGCACCGGGUGACCAGCGAGAAGCUGUGCCGGGCCCAGCAGGAGCUGCACUUCCAGGCCGCCACCUACCUGUGCCUGCUGCGCAGCGUGCGCGAGCACGAGGCCCUGCACCGCGAGUUCCACGGCAAGGGCGAGCGCUCGCCCCAGGAGGUCGCCGGGCUGGUGGGCUUCAGACUGCCGCAGCAGCCGGGAGGGAAGGGCUGAGACAGCGUGCGCUCAGCGGGACCGCUGCGCUCAACGUUCAUUCCUCGAUAGAUAAAUAAAUAAAUAAAUAAAUAUCCUAGA